Molecule: messenger RNA, 1718 nt
Organism: Populus trichocarpa (black cottonwood)
Lineage: Eukaryota; Viridiplantae; Streptophyta; Magnoliopsida; Malpighiales; Salicaceae
Product: non-structural maintenance of chromosomes element 4 homolog A
Exons: 7
Coding region: 233-1414 (393 amino acids)
Biological process (GO): DNA repair
Cellular component (GO): nucleus; Smc5-Smc6 complex
Source: RefSeq, a predicted model, not a curated record
UUACCUCAACAAAAAAAAAAAAAAGCAAGUAUUUUUUCAAGUUUGCCAAAUUUCACUAGAGCGGGAAAGGAAACCUUCAUCUCGAAAAUUCCUCUCACGGAUAAAACACAGCUAUUACUUCUGCAACUAACAAAAACACUCUCAAGAAUCUUGCUCUGGGAUUUCUUUGUUUUUUUUUUCCUUAAGACUCUUGAAUCAGAAUUCUUGGAAGCUGUUUUUUUUUUUGAAGAUUAUGAGUAGAACUGUGAAGAGAGAGGCAGGGAGUACUAGCAAUGGAAACCCAGGUGACUUGAACCAAGAACCCAGGGAAAUGAAGCGCGAACGAGUGACUCGGAGCCGAGGCAAGUCAGGAGUGGAAGAACCGAAUCAGCAAAUGGACCGGCGAGUCCUCCGGUCCAUGUAUCGUACCUUACAGAAUAGAAUCAAGGAUAAGAGAGAUGAUUUGACGAGACACGAUUUGGAUAGGUUUAAUACUAUGAUUAAGGAAGUUGAAGACUUGCAUAAAUUUGUGCAGAAGCCAAGAGAGCAAGUUGCAGAUGCAGAGGCGUUAUUAGGGUUAGCUAACACAUUGGUGUCUUCUGUUAAGUCACAGUCAAAUGAGGGUAUUACACCUGCAGAUUUUGUGUCCCAUUUGAUUAAAGAGUUUGGACAGCAAACUAGGAGUCUAGACAAUGAUGAGGAUGCUCCGGUUUCAAUCAAGUGGAAAGAUCUUGGCCUUCUUGUUUCUCCUAUUUUUCGGAGGUGCACGGGGGUUAGUACGAUGUUGGGACCAAUGAAUACGGAGUUGAAACAAAGAAAGGCAGCGGUUCAUAGAAAGCGUACAAGGCCAGCUGAAAAGGCUCGGCCUGAAGAGGUUGAUGAUGCUGGAGGAGAAAAGAAGACAGAUACUGAUAAGAAUAUGAAAAUAAUCUUUGAUAUCUUAAAGGAGAAGAAAAGUGUUAGACUUGAAAAUUUGAUCUUGAACAGAAGGUCUUUUGCAGAGACUGUGGAGAAUUUAUUUGCACUCUCAUUCUUAGUGAAAGAUGGCAGGGUUAAAAUUGUUGUGGAUGAAAGUGGAUGCCAUUUUGUUUCACCUAGGAAUGCUCCAGCUCCCAGUUCUGUUAUGUCAGGGGAGGUUGCUUACAGACAUUUCGUGUUCAGAUUUGACUUUAGAGAUUGGAAGCUGAUGAAGGGUGUGGUGCCGGAUGGCGAGGAGCUUAUGCCACAUAGGGAAAGUUCUGGUGCUUCUCAGGUGGAGCCAGAUGCUAACAACACUGAAGGAACACGAUCUAGGACACCCAUCAGGAAAUUCUCUAGGAACCGUGGCCUGGUUGUCCAAGAAGAUUCAGUUGUCGUGGAAGACUCUCCCGAUAUUGAUGAUGAUGUAGAUGCAAGAGCCACUGGCCUCAUGAGGUGUAGGCGUAAGCUUGCUUGAAUGAGAGGCUUGCUUAAUGAUUGCAAGUUAUGGUAGCGGCUUCUAUUUUGGGUUGCAUAAUGUGUAUAUAUAUACAAGUAAACCUUGCGUAUUUAGGCUACUAAGUAACAAUUUGCAGUGCCGGCUGCAGUUUCAGGCUGAUGCUGUCUUUUCGCUUUCCUUCUGGGAAACUGAUCUUCAAGUUACAAGCAACUUCUUUAGGAUUCUAUGCAAGGAUGAUUUGUCAAACUAGUCCACUAACCUCAGUAGUCACUAUGCAUAUUCGUCAUGAAAGACCAAUCCAAGUUCUUAGGGACAUUUUGUA